AUGUCGAUCGAUUCGACAUCAGCGUCAAUUCAUUGUAAAAAAGCAUUGAAAUCAUCGUUAUCACAAGCAGAGAACUAUCCAUAUUCGAGGCAUUCAUUGAAAGAGUGUCAAAAUCGAACGCUUUCAAAAGAUCGAAAAAUGUCGAUGUCCGAAGAAUCGUCUGGUGAUUUACUUACAGAAUUAUCAUCGUUACCAUUUAAACAGAUAAAUACUAAAUGUAAUAGACGACUUAGCGAUUUAAAAUCGCCUUUAAUACAACAAAAUCAAGUGAUUCAUUCUGGACGACGAAAUUCAAUGCCUCAAAUUAGUUUCGGCUCCUUACUACCCAAUCCUUUUCGUUCGAAAAAACAUCACCAUAAAAACAUAUCAAAAGACGAUACACAUACACCUGCUAGUACUUUUAACAACAACUAUUCGCCACAUCACAACGACAUGAUGAUAAUGAAAACCGAACAAUCUUUACCUUCGAAAUCAUUCAGUACACUCCCGAGCAAUGCACGAACAAGUUUAUCCGUUAGUAAUGAUCGUUUAUCGCCGUCUGUCCAUGAAGAUUCAACAUCAUCAAUAUCGUCUUUAUCGUCCCUAUUUACUCUUCAAUCAAAUCUGUCUGCCACGCGGGCACCUGAAACUCCACCAUUAGAACUACAUACAUCAUUAUGUAUCGCCGAGAUCUAUCGUGAACAUUUUUAUGAAUAUUUUCAUAUCAAUUAUUGUGGUGAAUUCGAACACGACGGUUCAUUUAUUGCGUCACUUCGAUAUUUUUAUAACAAACCAAUUGUAGUCAAUAAUAAUAAUGCACCGUCGUCAAUAGACAACACUAUUACACAUUCCCAAGCUCGAGCUAUUAUUCGUACUUCCACUCGUAAUUAUGAUGUAUCUGUAAUGCUCGAUGGAACAAAUGAGGAUAAUAUUCUUCAACUAUUAUUUAAUAAAGCAGAUUUACCAAGUAUACAUACCUAUAAACCUAUCGGUGAUCCAAAAGCCAAUGAAAAAAUUUAUUUAUUCGAUAAAACAAAUGAUGAAAGACAAAAUUGUAAAAUUGGUAUUAUUUAUCAAGGCGCAGAACAAACAAAUGAAUAUGAAAUUUUUAGUAAUGAUGGUUUAUCAGAUGAAAUGUCGCGUUUUUUAAAUAGCCUUGCCGAUAUUGUACGUUUAAAAGGUUUUUCUAAGUAUCGCGGUGAUCUUGAUGUAAAAGAUGAUCUACAUGGUGAUGAAUCAUAUUAUACAAAAUAUAAAAAUCAUGAAAUUAUGUUUAAUGUGGCUCCGAAGAUACCAUCAACAAAAGCCAAUGGCCAAUGUAUCGAACGAAAAAGUCUUGUAGGAAAUUCUUUUGUUUGCAUUGUUUUUCAAGAGUCCGAUACAGAAUUUACACCAGACUAUAUUUCGGGCAAAGUAACACAAAUCUAUAUUACAGUAAAACCUUACACAAUCGAUGAAGAUCUUUUUUAUAAAAUCGGUAUUUGGCAUCGUAACGACUUCACAUCAGCCGUUGAACCAUCCGGUGGAAUAUAUAAAUAUGAUGAAUCAUUUCGUGAUUAUUUUCUUACAUUAUUGCUCAAUUCAAUAACUGCUGCUACUGAAUCGCCAAGUUUACGUUUUCGCGUAGCCGAACAAAGACAACGUUUAAGACAAGAAGAGUUUAAAAAACUUCUGCAAAAUUUAUCUAUCGGGCAAAUCUUAGAUACGACGUCCGAAGCUGAACAUACAACUUCUCAUUUACUUCAACGUGUCAAUGCACGAAGCGGCAGUAUUGUUAGUAUAGCAACACAAUCAACAACUGAAAGUAUUGGCUCAAGUUCUGGUCGCAUAUCACCCGUGUCCACAAAAAAACGACGUAUAUCGAAAAUAUUUGGUGUCUUUACGAAUAGAUCAGGUUCGAUUUCUUCGGCACCAUCCACUUCAUCUCUAUCAGCAAAUCUAAUAAAUAAUAAUCAAUCAACAACGUCUUCAACUCAACACGAACCAAGUACAAUGCAACGUCGAACAUCAAAUAAAGAAAAUGAUAGACGAAGAUCGUCUGUAAAAUAUUAUCAUGCACCACCACCUCCACCGCCAAUUCUAUCUCAGUUAAAUUCUCUGCCAGUACAGUUUACGACAUCAAAUGAACCGCCAACUCCUCCACCUAGAUCAUCGCAAUCGUUCGAUGCACUCAAUGAAAAAAAUAUCAAUUCAUUUAGUUCAUCAAAACAAAAUCAUGUUUCACACGCGGGCAUUGUAGAAGAAACGAUGCGUAGCCGAUCAAAUUCAUCACCCGAUGUUACUCCGAUUAUAACGAAAAUUUCUCCAUCAAAUGUAGCAGACAUAAAGGAAGAAAUCGAUAAUACAAGUAGUUCACUAGACGAUGAAGAUGAACUAACUGAAGAAGAAAAAAUUCAACAUCGUCAAACACUAACUGAACCUCCACUAACAUUACUAAUUAAUACAAAUUCAUAA
Rotaria socialis is the source of this 2433-nucleotide messenger RNA. The record is from the annotation of a GenBank genome assembly. Lineage: Eukaryota; Metazoa; Rotifera; Eurotatoria; Philodinida; Philodinidae.